Linum trigynum is the source of this 408-nucleotide messenger RNA. The record is from the annotation of a GenBank genome assembly. Lineage: Eukaryota; Viridiplantae; Streptophyta; Magnoliopsida; Malpighiales; Linaceae.
AUGGGCUGGCUGCUGGACGCUGGUCGAGUUCAAGGAGCUCGACAGCUCUGCGCCUCUGCCUCUGCCUCUACCCUUUGUUCAUCCAAACCAACAAUCCAACAUAAACAAGGAGGCCAGGAGGGGCAGGGAAGAAGAAAGACGAAGGAAAGAGGAAGAGAAGGGAACUUACAGAGCGGCGGGCCGGCGGCGACUGGGGAAGACGAAGGCAAGCUUCUUCGCCGGCGACAUGGGAAGAGGAAGGCGUCGUCUGGCAAGGGUGAAAGGGUAAAAGGCAGAGUUGGAGAGGGAGGAGAAUCGGAGAGGGAAGUGGGACUUUGGUAUGUGGGAGUGGGAAGGGUGGAAGGAGGUGUCGUCGGGAGGUCAGAAGGCGAGGCGACAGUCGGCAGAUGGCGAUGGGUGAAGGCAUGA